Molecule: messenger RNA, 638 nt
Organism: Brassica napus (rape)
Lineage: Eukaryota; Viridiplantae; Streptophyta; Magnoliopsida; Brassicales; Brassicaceae
Product: probable calcium-binding protein CML34
Exons: 1
Coding region: 108-503 (131 amino acids)
Molecular function (GO): calcium ion binding; enzyme regulator activity
Source: RefSeq, a predicted model, not a curated record
UAGUUUUUUUGGUUUAUGGUUGUCAAAUCCUAUAAAUACAAGAACUUAGUAUGUCACAUUUCACACAUCACAUUAUAAACAAAAGAAGUUCGAGCAUAUAAUAAAACAUGUCUGCAAAACAGAUUUUCGAGAAGUUCGACAAGAACAAAAACGGUAAACUCUCGCUAGACGAGUUCCGUGAAGCGGUUCUUGCUUUCUCUCUAAACAUUUCUGAGAAAGAAGUCACACAAAUGUUCAAGGACAUUGAUGUGGAUGGUGAUGGCGAGCUCAGCUCCGACGAGUUUGCUUCAUCUGUUGAUAAAAUGUUGAAAGAAGCUUUUGCUUUAUGCGAUGCUGACGGUGACGGAAAGAUUACUUCCAGUGAGUUCCAUGCAGCCAUGAUUGGGCUUGGGAAGGAAUGCACUGAAGAGAAAUGUGCCGAGAUGGUUAAAACCGUUGAUGCAGAUGGCGAUGGUUAUCUGAGCUUCGAAGAGUUUAUGGUUAUGAUAAUCGGCGAAUUUUAAGAUAUAAGUUAUCUGCUUGCUUAGUAGUAAUUGUGUUUAGUUAUAUAAUAAUUAGUAAAGCUUAUUGAUGUUUAUUAUCAUCGGUUUAGAGGUUUCUCGACCGUACUUUUAUCUUUAUAAACAAAUUCAAGUGCA